Sitophilus oryzae (rice weevil) is the source of this 3740-nucleotide messenger RNA. RefSeq names its product F-box only protein 11 (gene FBXO11). Gene Ontology annotation, biological process: regulation of apoptotic process; protein ubiquitination; ubiquitin-dependent protein catabolic process. Lineage: Eukaryota; Metazoa; Arthropoda; Insecta; Coleoptera; Curculionidae. Gene Ontology annotation, molecular function: protein binding; zinc ion binding. The transcript is spliced from 11 exons. The record is from RefSeq and is a predicted model, not a curated record. Bases 37 to 2898 code for a protein of 953 amino acids.
AUUGCAGGGGACAAAAUCGGCAGGGACUCCGCCAACAUGCCGAGCGCUUCCUUCACGGCCUCCCGGUCCUACGUAAGGCGAUCCAGGAGAAAAGGGGCCAACAGGAUCCCUACGCCAUCGAGGACGACGUCUGCCGAACCAUGCGAACCCUCGUCGCCCGUCCAGCCCAACCAGAACGCUCCAGCCCCCUCGGCGCCUGGUCCUUCGCCACCCGCACAAGGAGCGCCUCCCCCUGCAGGAGGCUCCGGAGGAGCUCCGCUGGGAGGUCCUCUAGCCGCCCACCAGAGCCCCUACGACCUGCGACGCAAGUCGCCACAGCAUCACGGCGGCGCCGAGGGCGGCACGGGAGUUCCGGGACCUAGUACCAGCGCUGCUACGGCCGGGGGCGCCCCCGCUAGCCCCCCUUGCUCGAGCGGAGCCAGCGGGAGCGGGUCCGGCUACAAUUCGAACAUGUUGCCGGCGAGGAAGAGGCCCAGGAGGACGUGUUCGGCCUCGUACGAGACUUGUACCAACACAGCUGCACACUAUCUUCAGUACGAACUUCCCGACGAGGUUUUGCUCACCAUAUUCAGCUACUUACUGGAACAGGACUUGUGUAGGGUGAGCCAAGUAUGCAAAAGGUUCCAAAUCAUCGCCAACGACACAGAACUAUGGAAGAGGUUGUACCAGAACGUCUACGAGUACGACCUGCCUUUAUUUAAUCCCGCACCUUGCCGAUUCGAGUUUAUCAGCCCGGAAGAAUCCGAACUAGCCAAUCCGUGGAAGGAAUCCUUCAGACAGUUAUACAGGGGUAUCCAUGUUCGGCCCGGAUACCAGGAGAUGAGUUUCAAAGGGAGGAAUUUAAUGUAUUUUAAUACUGUACAGGGUGCUUUGGACUACGCGGACGAAAGGAGCGGUACGAAUAGUACGACGGGUUCGGUUACGGGUUCCUGUAACGCCCACGCCGGCAACGAGCAUGCCGGCCAGGGGGCGCUGAUCUUUCUGCACUCGGGCACGUACAGGGGCGAAUUUUUAGUGAUCGAUUCCGAUAUAGCUUUGAUAGGUGGAGCGCCUGGCAACGUUGCCGAGUCCGUCAUACUGGAGAGGGAGUCUGAGUCCACUGUAAUGUUCGUUGAGGGGGCGAAGAACGCGUACGCCGGCCAUUUGACGUUGAAAUUCUCGCCGGACGUGACGUCAACAGUGCCCCACCACAAGCACUACUGUCUGGAGGUGGGCGAGAAUUGUAGUCCAACCAUCGACCAUUGUGUCAUUCGGAGUACGUCAGUCGUGGGCGCAGCCGUGUGCGUCAGCGGCGUGGGAGCCAACCCCGUCAUCCGCCAUUGUGAUAUCAGCGACUGCGAGAACGUGGGGCUCUACGUGACCGACUACGCCCAGGGCACGUACGAGGACAACGAGAUCAGCCGCAACGCGUUGGCCGGUAUUUGGGUGAAGAAUUUCGCCAAUCCCAUCAUGCGGCGCAACCACAUCCACCACGGGCGCGACGUGGGCAUCUUCACCUUCGACAACGGACUGGGCUACUUCGAGGCCAACGAUAUUCACAACAACAGGAUAGCCGGGUUCGAGGUUAAGGCGGGGGCCAACCCCACGGUGGUGCACUGCGAGAUCCAUCACGGACAGACGGGCGGGAUUUACGUGCACGAGAAUGGACUGGGCCAGUUUAUCGAUAACAAGAUCCAUUCGAAUAACUUUGCUGGGGUGUGGAUUACGUCCAACAGUAAUCCGACCAUUAGGAGGAACGAGAUCUAUAACGGUCAUCAAGGAGGCGUGUACAUCUUCGGCGAGGGGCGCGGCCUGAUCGAGCACAACAACAUCUACGGCAACGCCCUCGCCGGCAUCCAGAUCCGCACCAACAGCGACCCCAUCGUGCGCCACAACAAGAUCCACCACGGCCAGCACGGCGGCAUCUACGUGCACGAGAAGGGCCAGGGCCUGAUCGAGGAGAACGAGGUGUACGCCAACACGCUGGCGGGAGUCUGGAUCACCACGGGCAGUACGCCGGUACUCAGGCGGAACCGGAUCCACUCGGGCAAGCAGGUGGGCGUGUAUUUUUACGAUAACGGCCACGGGAAGCUGGAGGACAACGAUAUCUUCAAUCACCUCUACUCUGGGGUGCAGAUUAGGACUGGCUCCAACCCCGUGAUCCGAGGCAAUAAAAUUUGGGGCGGUCAAAACGGUGGCGUUCUAGUCUACAACGGCGGCCUGGGCCUCCUCGAACAGAACGAGAUCUUCGACAACGCGAUGGCCGGCGUGUGGAUCAAGACCGACUCGAACCCGACCCUGAAACGCAACAAGAUCUUCGACGGCAGGGACGGCGGCAUCUGCAUUUUCAACGGGGGCAAGGGCGUGCUGGAGGAGAACGACAUUUUCCGGAACGCGCAGGCCGGAGUGCUGAUCUCGACCCAGAGCCACCCCAUUCUGAGGCGGAACCGGAUCUUCGACGGGCUGGCCGCCGGGGUGGAGAUCACGAACAACGCGACGGCAACGUUGGAGUUCAAUCAGAUUUUCAACAAUCGGUUCGGGGGGCUGUGCCUGGCCAGCGGUGUGCAGCCCAUAGUAAGAGGAAAUAAGAUAUUCAACAAUCAAGACGCUGUAGAGAAGGCGGUUGCCAACGGUCAGUGCCUGUACAAGAUCUCCUCCUAUACAUCGUUCCCAAUGCACGACUUCUACCGCUGUCAAACGUGCAACACCACCGACCGCAACGCCAUCUGCGUCAAUUGUAUCAAGACGUGUCACGCCGGCCACGACGUCGAAUUCAUCAGGCACGACAGGUUUUUCUGUGAUUGUGGCGCCGGUACCCUGACCAAUCAGUGCCAGCUGCAGGGCGAGCCCACCCAGGACACGGACACCCUGUACGAUUCCGCGGCGCCCAUGGAAUCGCACACGUUGAUGGUCAACUAGGAGGCAGUGGCGGCGGCCGUCGUGUUUUUCCUGUAAAUCCCCCCCUGCGCGCGGCAGAGUUCCAUUCCCGACUGAUGAUGACGCAAUCGACAUUGACAAAACCCCCGCCCCCUAGAAUCUCGUGUGUGUGUGAUGCGCAUGCGCGGUAAGGGAAUUAUAAGGGAGGGAUCCCUAGAGUAAAUUAUUAUUAUUGCCGCUGUUCGAGCGAAAGUUGAUUUCUUUGUUGUAUUUUUCCGGUACUGAAAUUUUUAGGCUCGCAGAUACAGAAGGACCUAUGUUUUGAUAGAAAAUAUAACAAUUUUUUCCUUAAUAAUGCCAUCUAUCAAAACAUUAGUAGAAUAUCUGCGAGGCCUCCCUGUAUAGUGGAUUAAAUAUAUUUUAAUUCUUUUUUCUGAGACUGUUUAUGUAACGAAAAUCCAGGGGCAAAAUUACUCUUAUUGGACAUAGGAACGUUCUUUUUUCUUUAGCACAAAAAAAGUACAGGGUGUUCCAUUUUCGUGCUUUUGACAGGGUGUCUUUUUUAAGAGUAGAGAUACAAAGUGGGGUUUUUACGUCACUGAGUCACUUUUUUAUGAGACUAAACAUGUUGCACACAGAUUUGUCCUAGCCUUCUUAGUUCCUGAAAUACAGUAAAAUUUUGCAUUUUUCUUAUAACUGAUCAAAAAUAUGAUAAUAUAUAAAAAUUUAUAGCUGGGAGCUAAAAAGACUAUGCUAAAGACAAAUCUGUGUGUAACAAUUUUAGUGUCAUAAAAUAGUAACGUAAUGAUGUGAAAACCGCAUCUUUGUAGCUCUACUCGUAAACGAGAAACACCGUAAAACACACUAAAAUGGGACACCCUGUA